AUGUGCCCAGGUCGUGUGAUAUGCAAGCUGCUCUGCUCUGGUGAGAAGGAGGUCGAUCUGGCUGUGCAGAGUGCAAAGGCUGCCUUUAAAAUAUGGAGUCAGAUGUCUGGCAUGGAGCGAAGCAGGGUGCUGCUGGAGGCUGCCAGAAUUAUUCGGGAGCAGAGAGAACAAAUUGCCACCUUGGAAACCAUCAACAAUGGGAAAUCCAUCUUUGAAGCCAGAGUGGACAUCGACAUAUCCUGGCAGUGCCUGGAGUAUUACGCAGGACUGGCAGGAUCUCUAGCUGGGGAACACAUCCAACUUCCUGGGGGAUCCUUUGGGUACACUCGGAGAGAGCCCCUCGGAGUGUGUGUUGGGAUUGGAGCCUGGAAUUACCCUUUCCAGAUUGCCUGCUGGAAGUCUGCCCCGGCCUUGGCUUGCGGCAAUGCGAUGGUCUUCAAGCCUUCUCCCUUCACCCCUGUUUCGGUGGUGAAGUUGGCAGAGAUCUUCACAGAGGCCGGUGUGCCCAAGGGGCUCUUCAACGUGGUGCAGGGUGGAGCCGCCACAGGCCAGUUCCUCUGUCAUCACCCAGACGUGGCCAAAAUCUCUUUCACUGGCAGUGUGCCAACUGGCAUCAAGAUCAUGGAGAUGGCGGCUAAAGGGAUCAAACCGGUCACCCUGGAGCUGGGGGGCAAAUCCCCCCUUAUUAUCUUUUCGGACUGUACCCUGGAGAAUGCCGUGAAUGGAGCCCUUAUGGCCAACUUCCUUACACAAGGCGAGGUGUGCUGCAACGGUACACGGGUCUUUGUGGAGAGGAAGAUACUGGAUGUCUUCACAAAGGAGGUGGUGAAACGCACCCAGAAAAUCAAAAUUGGAGACCCGCUUCUGGAAGACACACGGAUGGGAGCACUUAUCAACCGGCCCCACCUGGAUCGUGUCCAGGGCUUUAUCAAGCAGGCAAAGGAGCAGGGGGCAGAGGUUCUGUGUGGUGGGGACCUGUAUGUGCCAGAUGACCCGAAGCUGAAGAAUGGCUACUACAUGCGCCCUUGUGUAUUAGGGAACUGCACAGAUGACAUGACAUGUGUGAAGGAAGAGAUCUUUGGGCCUGUCAUGUCCAUUCUGCCAUUUGACACAGAGGAGGAGGUUGUGGAGAGAGCCAACAACACCAAAUUUGGCCUGGCAGGUGGUGUCUUCACCAGGGAUAUCCAGAAGGCUCACAGGGUAGUGGCUGCUCUCAAGGCUGGGAUGUGCUUCAUUAACAACUACAACAUCAGCCCUGUGGAGCUGCCUUUUGGAGGAUACAAGGCAUCGGGAUUUGGCAGAGAGAAUGGGCGGGCAGCCAUCGAGUACUACUCGCAGCUGAAGACUGUCUGCGUGGAGAUGGGUGAUGUGGAAUCUGUGUUUUAGUGGCUCGUGGGCCUGCUCAAGGGAUCAUCAGCCAGUUCUUUCCUGUCAGCCAGAGAUGUGGUUCAUUUACACAGCAAUAAAGUGCUCUAAAAUCGUAAGUGCCUUGGGGGGGAACAGUGCCGGAGCAGUGCUUAGCCACCCUGCUCCUGCAAGGGGAAGUAUGCAUACAGGGCUCAGCCUGUGGGCCUGCUCUG
Cariama cristata (Red-legged seriema) is the source of this 1580-nucleotide messenger RNA. RefSeq names its product aldehyde dehydrogenase 9 family, member A1 (gene ALDH9A1). Bases 1 to 1386 code for a protein of 461 amino acids. Gene Ontology annotation, molecular function: 4-trimethylammoniobutyraldehyde dehydrogenase (NAD+) activity; aminobutyraldehyde dehydrogenase (NAD+) activity. Lineage: Eukaryota; Metazoa; Chordata; Aves; Cariamiformes; Cariamidae. The record is from RefSeq and is a predicted model, not a curated record. The transcript is spliced from 10 exons.